ACAAUCUAUCUCAUCAAAAUCAGGCAGUUUAGUCCUAUAAGAAGACAUCUCUGGUGAGGGGUCGUAUCGAGGUGAACAAGUUGAGGAUUGACAUUGAGCUAUAACAUGCAUGCGCUCUAUGAUAAUUGGAACACACACAGUGUGAGAGAGUGAGAGAGUGUUCGACAUAUUUCACCGAAUCAAUGGGCAGUCUUCCCAAAUUGAAGAGCUGAAGCGUGUUUUGAAAAUCCAACAUGGAUGACGGAGGCCUUGACGAAGUGGACGCUACCUGCUGGACCAACGCUCCUGUAGCAACGCCAUCAUCCCCGAGUCACAACGUGCAAGCCGCCAAAACCUCAUCAAAGGGUUUCGGUGACAUUACUUCCGGUCCAGUCCAGUACAAGCUGAACCGUCAAGAGCGAGGCUUGGCACUGAUAAUAUGCAACCAGAACUUCAGCACAAUCAGCAGCCGUAACGGAGCCGAGGUGGAUGCCAAGAGAAUGACAGAUACACUUGUCAGCCGCGGCUUUGACGUCGACAAAGUCGAAGACGUUACGGCGGACACGCUGCAGGCAUGCCUCAUGUCGAAAGCCGCAUCGGACCACAGCAAGCGUGACUGUUUCAUCUGUGUCAUCAUGACGCACGGCUCUGAGGACCACGUGACGUGCACGGACGGGCGAACAGUUCACAUGAAGACUCUUAUCUCGUAUUUCGCCGGCGGACGUUGUCCGACACUGAUUGGGAAACCGAAGAUAUUCAUCAUCAAUGCCUGUCAGGGCGAUCAGGUGGACGAGGGACAGGAUGUCGCUGAUGCUGCAGUCUUCUAUGACCGUGAGGAUGAUGAAGAUGACGACAACGAGAGUGAUGAAGGUCUUUUCCAGAACCUGCCCUACGAGGUGGACUUCCUGUACAUACACUCUACAGUGCAUGGUUACUUCAGCUACCGGAAUGUAAAGAGCGGGUCCUGUUUCAUCCAUACCUUGUGUGACGUCAUGGAGGAAUAUGGCGGACAACUUGAGAUCUGCAAACUCCUGACGCUGGUAAACAGACGGUUGGCGGUUAAUUUCAAGUCGAAUGCCAGACAGCAGGAAUUUGAUUCCAAGAAACAGUGCUCUUGUUUCUUAUCCUUGUUGACGAAACAGUUGUAUCUGUGACGACAUUCUAUCUGUGCCCACAGUAAGAUGGACUUUGUUAAUUCGUAAGGUGGCGCUGCAGCUGUCUAGAUUGAAUUCCAUGUAUGACUGUCUCAAUCAGAGAUGUAACGAUUAACCGAUUUAUCGGUGGAUGGCCGCUGUCCAUGGACAUCGAUAUCAAUAAACUGUCGCUGGACAUAAACAUAAUCAUCCAACAAAAUAAUGUUAAUCAUUUACUUUUUCAUCUCUAUUAUUUUCAACAGGCAAUAAUCGAAUAUACCGUCCUUGCUUCUUUACAACUUGUCAAACCAGCUGCUGAAAUCACUAGGCUGGCGUCAAGGCCCAACCUUCAUGCCCUCUACUGCUAGGAGUGAGAGAGUGAGUUUGGUUUUACGCCGCUUUUAGCAAUAUUCACGGCGGGGGACACCAGAAAUGGGCUUCACACAUAGUACCCAUGUCGGGAAUCGAACCCGGGCCUUCAGCGUGACGAGCGAACCCUUUAACCACGAGGCUGCCCCACAGUGCAAGGAGUCUAAAUUGAAGGCGUUAUAGGUGCCUCUCAGAUGUUGCAAUACUCGUAAGAAAUUUGUAUCUAUUUGAAAAUCGUGUUAAAUCUGUCGCAGUAUGAUUGAGGUGAGCUGAAUGGAGUUCAACGUUACGUUCAAGAUUACUGCACUUGUACAGCGACGUUCAAGCGAGUGUGUGUGUGUGUGUGUGUGUGUGUGUGUGUGUGUGUGUGUACUUGUCCGGACUAAUGCCGGUUUUAUUGCUCUAUCCACUAGACCACUGAGGCGGACUAUUACCUUGUCUAUUCUCGCUUUAAGACGUAGCAAGGAAACGAAUGGAAAGUUGUUGUGGUACUGCUGCUGUAGUCAGUGAGUGAGUGAGUAUCGUUUUACGCCGCUUUUAGCAAUAUUCCAGCAAUAUCACGGCGGGGACACCAGAAAUGGGUUUCAUACAUUGUACCCAUGUGGGGAAUCGAACCCGGGCCUUCAGCGCGACGAGCGGACGCUUUAACCACUAGGCUACCCGACCGCCCUAUUACUGCUAUAGACCAUCGAGCCCUCAUUUCAAGCUUUGCUUAAUCCCAACAUGAUAAUCCAAUAAUUAAUUCACCCUGGCCUUAUUGCUUAUGAUAUUACUUAUACACGAGUGCUUUCUCUCAUUCACGUAUACAUAUUUGUUUAAUAUACAAGUAAAUAUGUUGUCCUAUUUGACAAGAACAUGUAUAAACAUUGAAUAAAGUGUAUUAACGUUA
Molecule: messenger RNA, 2370 nt
Organism: Haliotis rufescens (red abalone)
Lineage: Eukaryota; Metazoa; Mollusca; Gastropoda; Lepetellida; Haliotidae
Product: caspase-3-like
Exons: 7
Coding region: 234-1133 (299 amino acids)
Biological process (GO): proteolysis
Molecular function (GO): cysteine-type endopeptidase activity
Source: RefSeq, a predicted model, not a curated record